AUGGAUAAGGAAGCCGAUAUAUCUGUGUCUACCGACGCUGCUGAGGAACAGAAGGAAGUAGUCUAUACUACAGUGGCUCCCGUGCGUGUGCCUCCCUUUUGGCCACAAAAAGUAGCUUUGUGGUUUAAACAAUUAGAGGCCCAGUUUGUUAUUUCCCGUAUUACAAAAGAUGAGACCAAGUAUGGAUAUGUUGUGGGACAUCUGGAAGGGAAAUACGCUGAAGAAGUCGAGGAUAUUAUUUGUAAUCCACCCGAAACGCACAAAUAUGAUGCUAUUAAGAGUGCAGUAAUGAAGCGCUUAUCGGACUCUGGUGCGAUGCGCAUACGAAAAUUAUUGGAGUCCGAAGAAAUCGGCGAUCGAACACCGACACAAUUUUGGCGUCGUUUAAAGGAAUUGGCAGGCCCCUCUGUAACCGACGAGUUCCUCGUGGAAUUGUGGAAAAAUCGUCUUCCGUCAAAGACGCAGUUAGUGUUAGCUGCAACGUCGGACACGGCUGGAGCUAAAUUGGCCGAAAUCGCAGAUCGCGUACACGAAAUUCCAGUAUCGAAAGAUACUAAUAUCGCUGCUGCUGCUUCGCGUUCUUCUGAGAUUGAGUGCCUGCGUGAAGAAUUAAAGGAGAUGCGCUUGAAACUCGACGAAGUCCUUAAUCAACGAUCAAGAAGUCGCUCGUCUUCCCGUGAUCGGCCGUGGAAACGUUUUCCGAAGCAGAGAAAUAAUGGCAAGAAGAAGGAUGGUGUCAAACACGAUUUGUGUUGGUAUCACUAUAAAUUUGCCGAGCGGGCUACUCGAUGUACCACACCGUGCAAGUGGGAUGGACCUAAACCGGGAAACGCGUAA
Ceratina calcarata is the source of this 837-nucleotide messenger RNA. RefSeq lists its product as uncharacterized. NCBI's taxonomy places the organism in Eukaryota, Metazoa, Arthropoda, Insecta, Hymenoptera, Apidae. The record is from RefSeq and is a predicted model, not a curated record. Bases 1 to 837 code for a protein of 278 amino acids. The transcript has a single exon.